AUGCUCUCGAUCCCCCCAACCCCUCCCCACUCCCCUUUCUGCCGGUGCAGCUUCGGGGUGCUCAUGCUUGUGGUGCUCACCGGUCGCAGCCCCCACACGUCCGAUGGUGAAAAGAACGGCCACAUUCUGCAGUGGGUAGUACUUCCUCAACACGCUGCAGCUCUCCUCCACUUCACCUUCUCCACCUGCGAGCGACUUUUGAGGCGUCUAAAGAAUGCGGCGCGGUGCAUUGCUGCUGACAACAACCCUGCCGGCCUGAGCAUGGACGCUCCGGACCAUGCUGUGCUGCGCCCGGCCCAGUUCCCAACCCCACCCACCUGCCCCUGUUCCCAACCCCACCCACCUGCCCCUGUGGAUGAGUGCAUUUUCUCUGAGAACCAGGCCGUCCUCAAGGCCGAGAGCAUGGACGCCCCAGAUGAUGCUUUGCUACGCCUGGUGGAGGAGUGCAUCUCUGCCAACAACUCUGGUGGCCUCAAGGAAAUGGACAUGGACGCCCCGGAUGAUGCUGUGCUGCGCCUGGCCCAUCUGGCCCUCUCCUGCACCGCCGAGCGCACUGCCAGCCGGCCCAACAUGUCAUACGUUGCCAGCGAGCUGCAGGCACGAGGUGGUGGGGAAGGAGGAGCUGAGUGCAGCGGUCAAGGUGGAUGA
Messenger RNA from Closterium sp. Naga37s-1, 648 nucleotides. NCBI's taxonomy places the organism in Eukaryota, Viridiplantae, Streptophyta, Zygnematophyceae, Desmidiales, Closteriaceae. The record is from the annotation of a GenBank genome assembly.